Molecule: messenger RNA, 3140 nt
Organism: Osmerus eperlanus (European smelt)
Lineage: Eukaryota; Metazoa; Chordata; Actinopteri; Osmeriformes; Osmeridae
Product: alpha-2-macroglobulin-like
Exons: 18
Coding region: 130-2037 (635 amino acids)
Cellular component (GO): extracellular region
Source: RefSeq, a predicted model, not a curated record
CUGGCCCCCGACACUGCCCUCACUGCCUUCCAGCCUUUCUUCCUCAGCCUCACCCUGCCCUACUCCGUCAUCCGUGGUGAGGUGUUCAUCCUCCGGGCCACCGUCUUCAACUACCUCUCCAAGUGCAUCAUGGUGAAAGUGACUCUGCCGGAAUCUGACCAGUUUAGCGCCAAGACCUGUGAUGGCUGCCAGUACCAGGUGUGUCUGUGUGCCGACGAGAGCAGAACAUUCCGUUGGAUCAUCACCCCCACUGCCCUCGGGGAGGUGAGUGUGAAGGUGAGUGCAGAGGCUUUGAAGACAGAGGAUCUUUGUGGCAAUGAGGUUGCCACGCUGCCUGAGAAGGGCCGCAUUGACACGGUGAUCCGACCCCUGUUGGUGGAGGCCGAGGGAACCCAGCAGACAUUGAGCCACAACGCUCUGCUCUGCCCUGCAGAGGGUCCAGUAGAGAGGGACAUCUCUCUGAAGCUGCCAGAAGUGUUUGUGGAAGGAUCACCCAAGGCCUCCAUCUCUGUCCUAGGUGACCUGAUGGGUCGAGCCAUGAAGAACCUGGACAGUCUUCUGGCCAUGCCCUAUGGAUGUGGCGAGCAGAACAUGGUUCUGUUUGCACCAAACAUCUACAUCCUGACGUACCUGCAGAGCACCAGGCAACUGACCCCUGAGGUCCAAGACAAGGCCACACACUUCCUGGAGAGUGGCUACCAAAGGGAGCUCAACUAUAAGCAUGAUGAUGGCUCAUAUAGCGCUUUCGGCAAGAGUGAUGAGUCUGGCAACACCUGGCUGACAUCCUUUGUGAUGAAGUCUUUCGGAGGAGCACGGCCCUUCAUCUUUGUUGACCCCGCCCACAUCGCCAAGGCAAAGUCCUGGUUGGCUGGUCUUCAGCAGCCUGAUGGCUGCAUUGCUUCUGUGGGGAAACUCUUCCACAAUGGCAUGAAGGGAGGUGUGAGUGAUAACGUGUCCCUGACUGCCUACAUCACUGCUGCUCUGCUGGAGCUGGGACUCAACACCACUGACCCCAUGGUGGACCGGUGUCUGGCCUGCCUAAAGACGGCAGUGGCUGCCCCACUGGAGAACCUGUACACCACAGCCCUGCUCUCCUACACCUUCUCACUGGCCGGGGACCAGGACACGCGCAGCAAACUCAUCACACACCUGCACAUGAAGGCCAAAACCACAGACGGCACUCGCCACUGGGAGAGAGCUGAGGCUUCUGGGAAGGGCCUGGACUCCAUUGAGGUGGAGAUGACAUCAUACGUGCUGCUGGCGCUGCUCUCGGGACCGGCCAUGGAGGGCUUCGGCCUGGACUACUCAUCCAGCAUCGUCCGGUGGUUGGCCCAGCAACAGAACCCUUAUGGAGGGUUCUCUUCCACACAGGAUACAGUUGUGGCGCUACAGGCCCUGGCCAGGUACGGUGCUGCCACCUACAGUCCAGAGGGAGCCAGUACAGUGGUGGUGACCUCAACUGGGGGCUCGAGGCAAGAGUUCAAGGUGGACCAGCACAACCGCCUGCUGUACCAGGAGUCUCCACUAGGGGAGGUGCCCGGGGACUACAAGAUCAGGGCUGAAGGGAAGAGCUGUGUCUUCCUCCAGAUGGCUCUGCGUUACAACAUCCCUCCUCCUCCGGACUUCUCAGCCUUCAACGUGACGACUGAGGUGUUUGGGUUGUGCAACAUCACCAAACCCUCUCUCAUUGUGACUGUGAAUGUCAGGUACAACGGUCGCCGGAAGGAGACCAACAUGGUCAUUAUCAAUGUCAAGCUUCUCUCUGGCUUCAUCCUAGACAAGAGCUCCCUCAGACCUCUGCAAAAGUCCAGCACAGUGAAGCGUGUCGAUGAGGAGGACGGACAUGUUAUCAUCUACGUCGACGGGCUCAAGCAGCAGGAAACCCAGUCUUACAUCCUGGUCAUCCAGGAGGACCUUCCAGUUAGGAACCUCAAACCUGCUGUGGUCAAGGUCUACGACUACUACCAGACAAGCGAUGUGGCGGUUAGCGACUACAGCUCUCCGUGCGCUGAGGGUGAUGACAUCAAUGAGCUGUAGAAUACCUGGAGAAUAUUAUUCUUUCUGAAUGGAGCAGAGAUCAACCAUUUGCUUCCUUCGUAGAAUCAUUGAUUUGUGCCAAGCCCUACAUGUAUGUGAUUUUUUAAUUAUGCUUUUGCGUAGUUACUGAAAACACCCCAACAAAUGGUGGAACUGCUAAGGCCUGCUGUAAACGUGUCAUUGAAUUGGCUAAAGAGUUUUUAGUUUUUAACUGUAGCAACAAUUUUACCUUGUUUUUAGAUUUGAUUUAGUGUUUGUUUGUUUUUACCAGUAAUGAACCCAUCCACCUAAUCAGAACAAUGUUCAUUUCACAGUUCAUAGUCGAUUUACACCAAUACCAUGUCAGUGUUGCUGAAUCCCCCCUGGGGCCAACUAUCGACAUUGUACUGGGAAUACAUGCUUUAUUACUGUGUUGAAGCAAGACAAGGAAACACAUCGGUUCUGCAACAUCCGUUUACUAGAUCGUACAAAUUCCAUACGUUGAAGUACCUUAUUAAACAGAGGAUACCAAUACUGUCAACAUAACCUGGUGGCAGGCUGACAGGAGCCAGUCAGAUGUUAUAUACUCAGUGUGAUAAUCUACUGACUAUGUGUGUGUGUGUUUGUAUUCUUCUCUGAGUGUGUGUUCAGCUGAAUGAACAAACACAGUGCAUUGAUACAACACUUUAUCCACUGAUAUGUACUGUGACCAUUAAAGUUCUUCAAUGACAGUCAAUGAUGAAAAAACUAAAUUUUCAUACAGGCAUUCAUCUAUACAGUAUAAAAGUCAGUUUAUUUUCUAACAAGGAUAAUAUCAAUUAUCAUUAACAGUGAUCUGAUUCCUCCUGACAAUUGUAGAACAGUUUGGAUGAGCCCAGAAGGGGCAAGGGGGAGAAAAGGCAGGAAGGAGAAUAUAUAUUAAGGUCUUUUAUCACUUUUCUUUCUAGACUGACAUAUGCUAUCUCAGGCAUCAUUUAAAAGAUAAAUACAUAAAGAACACAGAAGAUCCCUACCUCAGGGUCAUGAUGUGGACCCCUGCAUGCAGUCUCAUGAUCAGAGUCACUGUAGUCGUCCACCAAAAAAUAAAACACACCGAACGCACAUACGCCUCUUAAAAAAUAAAA